GGUGGCGGUGGCGCUGGGCCUGGUCCCCCCGGCACCAUGGCCAAGACCGUGGCCUAUUUCUACGACCCCGACGUGGGCAAUUUCCACUACGGGGCCGGGCACCCGAUGAAGCCGCAUCGCUUGGCUUUGACCCACAGUUUGGUGCUGCACUACGGCCUCUAUAAGAAGAUGAUUGUCUUCAAGCCGUACCAGGCUUCUCAGCAUGACAUGUGCCGCUUCCACUCCGAGGACUACAUCGACUUCCUGCAGAGAGUCAGUCCCACCAACAUGCAAGGCUUCACCAAGAGCCUUAAUGCCUUCAACGUGGGUGAUGACUGCCCUGUAUUCCCUGGACUCUUUGAAUUUUGCUCCCGUUACACAGGUGCAUCUCUGCAAGGAGCAACACAGCUGAACAAUAAGAUCUGUGAUAUUGCCAUUAAUUGGGCUGGUGGGCUGCACCAUGCCAAAAAAUUUGAGGCCUCUGGCUUCUGCUAUGUUAACGACAUUGUGAUUGGCAUCCUGGAGCUGCUCAAGUACCACCCUCGGGUGCUCUACAUUGAUAUCGACAUCCACCAUGGCGAUGGGGUCCAGGAAGCCUUUUACCUCACGGACCGGGUCAUGACAGUGUCUUUCCACAAAUAUGGAAACUACUUUUUCCCUGGCACAGGUGACAUGUAUGAAGUUGGAGCAGAGAGUGGCCGGUACUAUUGUCUCAACGUGCCCCUACGGGAUGGCAUUGAUGACCAGAGUUACAAGCACCUUUUCCAGCCAGUUAUCAACCAGGUGGUAGACUUCUACCAACCCACAUGCAUUGUACUGCAGUGUGGAGCUGACUCUCUGGGCUGUGAUCGGUUGGGCUGCUUCAACCUCAGCAUCCGAGGACAUGGGGAAUGUGUUGAAUAUGUGAAGAGCUUCAAUAUCCCUCUACUGGUGCUCGGUGGCGGUGGCUAUACUGUCCGAAAUGUCGCCCGUUGCUGGACAUACGAGACAUCGCUGCUGGUAGAAGAGGCCAUUAGUGAAGAGCUCCCCUAUAGUGAAUACUUCGAGUACUUCGCCCCAGAUUUCACGCUCCAUCCAGAUGUCAGCACCCGCAUCGAGAAUCAGAACUCGCGCCAGUAUCUGGACCAGAUCCGCCAGACAAUCUUUGAAAACCUGAAGAUGCUGAACCAUGCGCCUAGUGUCCAGAUUCACGAUGUGCCUGCAGACCUCUUGACCUACGAAAGGACCGAUGAGGCGGACGCAGAGGAAAGGGGUCCUGAGGAGAACUACAGCAGGCCAGAACCACCCAAUGAAUUCUAUGAUGGAGACCAUGACAAUGACAAGGAAAGCGAUGUGGAGAUUUAAGAGUAACUGGUUUUGGCUGUGUCCCAAGGAAUUCCUUGUACCUCCUGGACCAGAAGGAAAGGAGGUGGCUCUGCCAGUCCUUGACCAUUCAUCCCUAGGGGUUUUAGCAAAGAGGAAGUGUUUGGAGACCACACCUGGGUUUAGACACAAUUAUCCUUGUCCUCCUCUCCCAAGGCCUGACCAUGGUAUCUACUAGAGAUUGGCUGAAGACAAGGAUGAGCUGUCUCUAAAAUAUCUUGGACAACAGGUUCUAGAAACUAGUCUCCAACCCCCCUGACCCUCUUAUUCUUUCCCUGCUUUCCUCCAACCCUAGACAUUUAGGGUUGGGAGGAGAGGCAGGACUGAGGUUACCUCCUCCUGGGCUCUCCUGCUGCAUGCCUUGUUCAGUGCAGGUGAAGAGUGAGGGAUCUUAGGGAACGCUGGCUCUUCAAUACCUUAGCCCUUGAUGAUGGAAAGUGCAGUUAAGACUUGGAGGAGGAUGUGAGUACGUCCUUUCCUAACAUGACUUUGUGUUCAUUUUACCACUGUUUUUAAUCCAAUAAACCAAGUUGGUAUUUUUUGUAA
Molecule: messenger RNA, 1887 nt
Organism: Suncus etruscus (white-toothed pygmy shrew)
Lineage: Eukaryota; Metazoa; Chordata; Mammalia; Eulipotyphla; Soricidae
Gene: HDAC3
Product: histone deacetylase 3
Exons: 15
Coding region: 37-1323 (428 amino acids)
Molecular function (GO): histone deacetylase activity
Source: RefSeq, a predicted model, not a curated record